Molecule: messenger RNA, 4309 nt
Organism: Ruditapes philippinarum (Manila clam)
Lineage: Eukaryota; Metazoa; Mollusca; Bivalvia; Venerida; Veneridae
Exons: 5
Coding region: 401-3019 (872 amino acids)
Biological process (GO): positive regulation of DNA-templated transcription
Cellular component (GO): chromatin; nucleoplasm
Molecular function (GO): ubiquitin-protein transferase activity; protein binding; zinc ion binding
Source: RefSeq, a predicted model, not a curated record
UCCAUUUGAUAGUGAGGAGACCAAGGUUCAUUAUAACUUGUGUAGCUACUGAUUACAGGAUAUACUCAAAGACUUAUGGGAUAGCAGAACUGAUAUUAAAGAUGUUACGACAUGUUUGUCAGGAAUAAAUUUGGCUUCCACAAAUGAAAUAAUACGGGGUACUCUAAAAUGACUGCUAUAGACAUAGGUAAACGACUGUUAUCGUUUAUAGAACGACUCUGUUACAGUUGCAAAGAAAAGUAUCAGUUUUUCUAAACGGAAUUAGAAAAUUUGUUUGGAAUCUAAUGCUUCCUGCUUUCUCCACGAACAAAAAGUAUACAUAUGCUGCUAAGUUGUAUUCAAUUUCAUAGUAAGCUAAAAAAAAUGCUUGCUAAAAUUUGUUUUUAUUGAAAACAAAUUUAUGAUGGAAAAGACAGAUAAAGGAUUACCACAUCGUGUCUCUUGUGAAAAUAAUUCGAGCAUUCAUGCAUCCGUAUCAUCACAAGCACAGUACAGUUACUAUGGAAACAAUGAAAACAAAUCGGAACAAAGUCUUUGUGAUCCGUGCCUGGUCUUAGAAAAGCAAGAAGUCGCAACCUCUCUUUGUCUUGAAUGUGAAGAACGUCUUUGUGCUUACUGUACUAAUCAACAUAGAACAAGAAAACUCACAAAAUCGCAUGAACUUAAAAGUCUUGAAAGUAUACCAGUUAUGGUCGAAUGUGGACUUUGUGAGAAUAAAACAGAUCAGGGAUCAUGCAUGUACUGCCAUGAUUGUGAGGAAACAUUGUGUUCACGUUGUGCACAAAAGCAUAACAACAAGACUGUUUUCAAACAUCAUAAACUUGUUAUGUCCGACAGCAAAACACGAAAGGAAAUAUUAGUUUGUGAUCCGUGUAAGCAAAAUGAAGAGGUGAAAACUGCGGAAACUUUUUGUGCACAAUGCGAGGAACAUUUGUGUGAUAUAUGUACACGUUACCAUAGAGCACUAAAGGCCACAAAGGAACACAAACUCAAAAGUCUCUCUUCUGAAAUAUCGCCCCGUUUCCCAUGUUGCGAACCUUGCAGCGGGGAUGGUAUGUCAGUUAACGCCACACGUGUUUGUGCUCAGUGUGAAGAACUUCUUUGCGAUAAAUGUACAGAGGAGCAUACAUCGAUGAAAAUGAUGAAGGGCCAUCAAAUUAACGAUAUAAGUGAGGUCUUUAAACAAGAUAAUGUAUGGUGUGGUCAGUGUAAGGAAGAGGGUGUUUUUGAAAAGGCUGUGAAAUUAUGCUCGGAUUGCAAAGAUUAUUUGUGUGUAAACUGUUGCAAAAUUCACAAACGUUUCAAACUGUCAAAGGACCAUUCACUACUAGAUAUAGAUGAAGUUAAACAAAUAGACAUGGAUAUCAGAAGCACUAUGAUGACGUGUGGUGAUAAUAAUGACACAGACACUAUGAGGAGCAAAGAGGAUAGACCUGGCAAACCAAGAAGGUUGAAUGAUAUUUUGGAAGUCGUUUCACUGACAUGGGAUCCUCCGUCAGACAUCAGAGAUGGCUACUACUACCAGAUAAGUUACAAAGAGUUGGAACACGGCGGGAAAUGGACUCUUUAUGAUGAAGUCUUUCAAGAUGCAACCGCUGAACUGAAUGACUUGCGGGCAAAUACAGUAUUUGUGUUUCGUGUUCGCGUGAUAUACGAGGACAGAGAAGGGCCGUUUAGUGAAGAAAGUAACGAGAUCCGGACGUCUUUAUCGGCGGCCUGUCAAGUCUUCCAGCAAUCAGUAUCAUUGGUCAAGGCCAAUUUCUCACAACCAGUAUAUGGUUUACCAAUGAACGAAAUUAUGCGACACGAAACGUCAAGAAUAAACAAACUUGAGUUUAGAUCAACCGAAACAACGGAGCAAACCUCUAAAAAGACCAAAACCAUUUUGAUUCUUGGCGGAACUGGCAGUGGAAAAAGUACUAUGAUCGAUUUGAUUGUCAACUACAUACUCUGUGUCAACUGGAAUGAUCCGUUCAGAUUUAAAGUAACAGAUUUAAAUAACAAAAGCAAAGACAGAGGCAGUUUCAGUACAGCCUCUCUCACAGAAUGGAUCACCUGUUACACGAUAAAUAACAUAAAUGGAAGCCGGUUAUGCUAUCAGCUUAAUAUUAUAGAUACUCCAGGAUUCGGAAAUACACGUGGUUAUAAGAGAGACCAAGAAAUUGUUGACCAGUUACGGGAGAUACUCUCCGAUAAGCAGCCAUACGGUCUGGCAUUGAUUGAUGUGGUAUGCUUUGUAAUCAAAGCCCAUGAAUGUCGCCUUACAUCUUUUCAAACUUACAUUUUCCAGUCAGUACUGACAUUAUUUGGAAAAGACAUUGGACACCAUAUAUGUUCGUUUAUGACAUUUUCAGAUUGCACAGAGCCUUCUGUCAUAGACACACUUAAGGAAUAUAAGUUUCCAUUUGGGCCACCGUUUUCAUUUAACAAUGCUAGUUUGUGUUGUAAAACAGCCGCAACAAGUAAUUGUAGGAUGAAAAAGAUGUUUUGGCAAAUGGGAAUUAAAAGUUUACAUUCUUUUUUUAGUCAUAUAGAGACGAUCGAGGCAAAAAGUUUACAUAUGACAAAAAUGGUUCUUCGGCAUCAGUUAAGUUUACGAGAAACUUCUAAAUUUGUUUUGUGCCAUAUAAACGUUUUAAUGGAAUGUAAAAGCAAAUCAGAGGAAGUUCAAAAGGAAUUAGACAAAGAUAGGUCAGUUGUUGAUAACAGUCAAACAAUCGAUAAUGGAAACAUGGUGCCAAGCAAUAUCAACGCUGAAACUCUUGAAAGGAUCUCGGCGAACGAGAGAAAUAUUGAACAUUUAGGACAUGAAAUAAAAACACAAUCAGAAGAAAUUGAAAGGUGUAUUUCUAUAUUAAAAUCAGCCCAAGAUAGAUUAAAAGAGAAAGCUCUUUUAUGCAGGUCAUUUUCUGAAUAUCUUGACUUGCUUAUUCAAAAUGAAGAACUUGAAAAAACUGAGAGAGGAUUUGAAGGAAUUAGAAUUCUUAAAGAAAUGAGCCGUAAAGCGGGUUUUACUUGAUAAUCAUCAAACCGUUGUCAUAGCGAACUGUUUAUAUGAAAUAACACGAAUUUCAAUUAUCUCACUUCGUCCUUCAUUAUGUGAAUAAACAAAAAAUAUGGUUUUAAGUAUUGUGUUGAAAGUGGUUUUUCCGAUAUUUUUUUGUGUGACUUGUAUAUACAUGCAUAUUUGUUUUAAGAAAAUGUAAACUGGUCAUGCUACUUGUGUCACUCGGUCAAUCAUCAACAUGGACUUUGCCAGUUAAUAGCAGAGAAAACCUUUGUCCCACCUUUUUCUAUUCAAUGCUAGAGGUUAAUUGCUGACGAACAGUAUCGCAAACAAAAACAUGUGUUUUUUUCUGUUAAUCUGGUCAACCAGUGACUAUGAAGAAUCCAAGUGUUUGCAUAAACUGUAAACACUGGAAAUGCCAAUUUUGGGGUAAAAAUCUUAUUUUGAGAAAUAUAUUAUUAUCAACGUGAUGACUUUACAAAAUUAGCAAAUAUGAGUAUCUAUACAUACGGAAAAAUUGUUUUGUAAAGGUUUAAGUCAUCUCUUUUGUAAAUAUGCACGUAUAACAGAAAUUUGUCUAUUCAAUUAAUAACAUAGCUCAAAACAUGGACAAUUAAUGUAGGAAACAUCAAAGCAUAAAAUUUUCUGGUAAAACUGAGUAACACCAGAAAAGUGAAGAUACAUUUAAAAUUGAUACAUUACAUUAACAGUUUUUAUUUGUUAAAUAAUCUUAUUUUUAUUCAUAUUUUCACGCACAAAAAAGAGUAUUCAUUGGAGUAAAAUAUCCGACCAAGACAACUUAAACAUUCUUUACAAACACAAGAAAGAAGGAAGAUAACGACGCAACAAAAUAUGAUAUCAUAACACUCCGCAAGUAAAUUUGUUUUUUUUUCAUUUUGAAUUGUCGUUAUUCUGAGUUUUUCGUUAGAAGUUAAGUCUAUGUAAACUGUAUGACACAACUGUUUAUUAUUAUUAUCAUUUUUAUUUUCUACUCUUUUUUAUCAGAAAGCAAAAUGAAUCAAAAGUGAAAACCAAAUUAUAUUGUACGAACGUGUGUUAAUUUAGAUUAAUAUGGAACUAUUAAAAAUGCACUGAUCAUAUAAAGUGAGAAAAUAAAAAUGAAACUCCACAAGGAAUUAAUAUAAGUGUUAUGCUUGUUUCCAAUUCAUAUAUAUUGUGAUGUUAUAUGAUACACGCUUGUACAUUUUCUUAAUAAAAUAUGUUUAAACUAAGUUUAGUCAAGUAACUCCAUGGAGAUAUACAUAUGUAUUACGUUAUAUUAAAAUAUAAAAUGUGUUUUAA